GUUUUUGGAAAACAGAGGGAAAAAAGAUGGAAAAGAAUUGAAAAGGCGAAACUUGAAAAUCUUCUACAUGUGCAUCCGGAGAAGUACAGAAGCCGAAGCACGCGGCCAACCAGAAGUUCCACACCGGUGGACUUUGAAGGGUUGCAGAAAAGUAGAUCUCGAUCUGCGGAUUACCUGUACGUUUGAUUUUUUCAUUUUUUUUCUCAUUAGUUACUAACU
Enterobius vermicularis (human pinworm) is the source of this 219-nucleotide messenger RNA. NCBI's taxonomy places the organism in Eukaryota, Metazoa, Nematoda, Chromadorea, Rhabditida, Oxyuridae. The record is from the annotation of a GenBank genome assembly.